Messenger RNA from Rhagoletis pomonella (apple maggot), 648 nucleotides. It is a transcript of the gene Srp19, whose product is annotated as signal recognition particle 19 kDa protein. NCBI's taxonomy places the organism in Eukaryota, Metazoa, Arthropoda, Insecta, Diptera, Tephritidae. Gene Ontology annotation, cellular component: signal recognition particle, endoplasmic reticulum targeting. Gene Ontology annotation, biological process: SRP-dependent cotranslational protein targeting to membrane; SRP-dependent cotranslational protein targeting to membrane, signal sequence recognition. Gene Ontology annotation, molecular function: 7S RNA binding. The record is from RefSeq and is a predicted model, not a curated record. The transcript has 3 exons. Bases 132 to 590 code for a protein of 152 amino acids.
GUGUCAAACGGUUUUGUUGUCAAUUCUUGCUUUCCUGCCAAUUUUUUUACCGAGUGUCGCAAAAUUUCACUUGUUUUACUGGAUUUGCACAAAAAUUAAUAGAAUUUUAAACAAUUCAAUAGCAAGUUAGCAUGGCUGCAUCUCAACCAGUCCGGACAAAUUGGCAUCCCAGCAAAAAGCAUAGCGAUGUGGAACGUUGGGUUUGCAUAUAUCCGGCAUACAUCAAUAGUAAAAAGACACGCCAGGAAGGACGACGCCUGCCUAAAGAUGUAUGCGUUGAGAAUCCAACCUACGCUGAAAUCCGUGAUGUCUUAUCAGUAACCAACUUGCGCGUUGGUGUGGAAAACAAGCAAUAUUCGCGCGAAUGUAGCAGGGAGCUACACCUACGUGGUCGCAUACGCGUGCAAAUGCGCAAUGAUGAUGGAACACCCUGCAAUCCGGAGCUAAACAGUCGUGAGGACAUUAUGCGUUAUGUAUCAACCAGAAUACCACAAUUGAAAACGCGUCAAGGCAACGCAGGUAAUCAGCAGACACACGUGCAAGCGCAACAGUCCGCUGGUGGCAAGAAGGGAAAAGGCAAGAGGCGUUAAAACGUUCAAAACAUUGGUAGUUUGUUUGAGGAGUACAUAUUAAAUAUUUAAUACAAUA